CAGCAACGAACUUUGUAUUGUCGCGGCCGAAAGCCGAAUUCGCGUAUUUGAUAUUCAGCGACUUUUACAUUCAACAAGAAGUGAUAUGAAUUGUCUAUAGUGGUUUAGAGUUUUUAAGUAGUCUAAUAGAGACUGGAAGGCGAGAGCAUUUCUCUCCUGAACACAAUCACCAAUGUUUCUCCUGGGUUUUAGUGUUAUAAAGGGCAGGUAGCUCUAUGGCGGCGGAUCUUCUUUCGCCGGGCGAUAUAGUCAGGCAGCGAUGGAAGAUCGUAAGUACGCUUCCUUGACAUUUUAAAGCUGAUUUCCUUGUUUUAUAAGUUCAAGAACGAAACCCGAUCCUUUAUAGAUAAUGGUGGUAGUUUAAGCUGAUUUAAUGAUCAUUUUUUUGCGUCCAAUUUUCCCCUGGUUUCGCCAGCGUGGCUCAGUCAGUUUUGUUUCGCAAUUAAAAACCUGUUUGGGAAAUCGCGUAUUUGUGCUAUAAACAACUGAAUCUUCUUUGGAUGUAAACUAAAGUAAAAUACAGGCUUUCCAUAGCGAAUUUAUAAUCUAUAUUCUACUGGGGAAAAUAUUUCGUUUUGUUCACUCGUCGAGUCUUAAACCACACGCAGGAAGUCGAUCGAAAAGAUUUCGUAACGUAGCGAUAUUCAAGCAAAAUGCCGGUUGUAUGAGUCAUCGAGUCAAAUCUCCCACAGUGGUGAAACUAUUGUUAACAUUAGCUGCGCUCAUUUUGUGUUGUUUGUAAUCAUUUUGCGUCCAUUCUGAGAACGUUGACUCAGUUUUAAUCGCGGAAGCAGGAUGCGAAAGGAAAUUAUAGCCUUCAGGUGUAUUUCCGCUCUGAGAAAUCGUAUGCUCAUAUGCAUUUAUUUUAUCUAGCCAUCUUGUCGAAUGUAAAUAAUGUCGUGAAUGCAUGGCUUGACAGUUCUAAUAACAACUGGGUUGUGUAAUUUUAAAUGAUAUCGAGUCAACACUUGUACAGACGACGUGACAAUUCUCAUUUCUCUCUAGACUGAAAUGUACAACUUCUAACAAAAAAAGACCUAACUAUUCAUGCGAGGGUGCAAGUUUCUUUCAUAUUUUUAAUUCUCUGUUUAUGAUUUUCAAAUAGUGCAAAACGUAUAGUUUACAAGGGACUUUGCUGUUUGGCUUUGUUGAGUUAAAGCUGCAAUAUUACAAUAUGCAUAGAGAGCGCGGUCGUGACCUUGUAAGCUUAUAUAUAUGUUUUCUUUUCAUAAACAGGACAAGAAGAUUGGUGGAGGGGGAUUCGGUGAGUGUUUGUUGUGAAAUCAUAUAAAUUUAUAGCAUGAAUAAUGAGUACAGUACGUGUCCUUUCAUAUAUUCAUUGUCACUAAAAAUAAUGCAGUACUUCUAUAAUAAUAUUAGCUAUUGUAAUUCCUUUAAGACAACUAAUUGCAAUAAUUAUUGGAAAAUUUGUCAUAAUGUUUAAGUAUCUAGUAAUUUUCUAUUACACCUGCUUAGAGCUGAUUAUUUGCAUUUUUCUUCACAAAUGAACUUUAGUCAAGGCAUUUGAGUAAAGUCACCAAUGUCAAUAAAUCAUAACCAAUUUUAGCCACAGUACAAUGAUAUUGCACAUGGUUCAUUCCAGUUCUUCUAUUACUGUAUGUUACUGUAAUUAAGAUUUAAUAGUUCCUAUUAUGUUGGUUAUAAUCCGCGAUGUUCUGAGUGUAGUCAAAAUAUCUAAAACCACAAUUUUCCAGAUUAUACUAGCCAUUAUCUUCAUGUAGCCACAGUGACUCCUGCUAACAAUGACUAUAAAAUACUUGCGGCAAUUUUACUUGAACAUGUUUGGUAGCACAUGAGGAGCAUGUGACUUCUGGCAGUAGUUGGUUGUUUGUAAUACAUGCGACCCCACAAGCAGUUGCCAAUGUAUAGCAAUAAACACAUACUGCUAAAAAGAGUAAUCCUGGUAUCUCGACCAAAUAAGAAAUAAUUCAACUUGGAGUUUUUGUUGGAUUAUUUUGUAAUUAUUUUUUUCAAAAACACGUGCCCCUGAAGAGACGUUAAUAAGGAAUAGUGCAUAUGCAAAAUCUUAGAGCAGCAAGCAAUGUUUUAACUGCAAUUUGAACAUGGAGGAUGUGUUAACAGGCGUAAAUUUAAGACUUCACACAGUUUGGUGUGUUGUUGGUUUCUUUGAUGGAGAGAUCAGGUGUAUCUGGCUAUAAGAGAGACUUUUUUCGUUAUCAAUAAAUUUUUGUUUUCGAUUAUGGUAUGUCUGAAUAAAUUAAUAAAAUAAAUGUGGACUUACUCAAGCUUAUUGUUUAAAUAGUUAUUUGUUUUGCAUAGUGAGCGAAUCAUGUAGUCUAAUACAUUAAAUAAUCAGAUUCAAGUUUGCAAUUUCUUAAAUUCGAAAAUUCAUGAGCAGGUAAACUAAAACUGAGCAAAAAAAAUCAUUUGGGAUGAACCUGAUCAUGAAGUGAAACAUUUUUUGGUGGUAAAAAUAAUGAAUGUUAAACAACAAGUAAAGAAACAUUUUGAUCAUGUGAUUGUAAACUUCUGUGAUGUCUUUCCUGCACACACAAUACUAAUGGAGUGUUAAUAUUAAUUCUGGAUGUUUCUGAGAAAGAUUCCAAACUCCUUUGAUGCUCAAAGGACCAAUGUUAUAGAAAUGGCAAUCUUCAUCGGCAGACUUUAAGUGGUGUUGUUUUGUUGUUGAAUUUAGGGGAGAUUUAUGCAGCCCUUGAUCUUGUAAGCAAAGAUUCUGUUGCCCUGAAGGUGGAGUCUGUCAACCAAUCCAAACAGGUCCUGAAAAUGGAGGUUGCUGUGCUCAAGAAACUGCAAGGUAAUUUUCUUUUCUUUCUUCAUUAUAGGAAGGCAGUGGAAGUUGUUCGGUGAAGUGGAUUUCUGAACCAUUAAUUCCCACUGCUGGACUGCAAAUAAUUUAUUAUGAAAGCAGUUUAUUUAUAUCUCACUAGGUCACCAUUUUAGUUGGAAAAACCAGAAACAUUGUCAGGUUUAAUACAUUAUAUUGACUUUUUGUAAAUAUGCAUUAAAGACCUUGGCCAAUAUCUAGCCAACCUGACGUCAAUUUGAUGCUUGGUCAAUAAUGAAUAAUGAUAGAAAAAUAUAUGUAUUAUUUUUCUGUACAUUAUUUUUUUAAAAAAUUAGGGUAGGUUCCAUUUUUAGCUGGUUUAAACUCCAUCAUUUUCUAUGAAUUUUUUUUUUUUUUAAAUUUCGAUUUGCAUCAAGAGCUAGUCUAAUCCAAUUAUUGUUAUUGUUUUUUAAAGGUUGUAAUAAUGUCUGCAAGUUUAUAAGCUGUGGCAGGAAUGAGAAUUUCAACUACUUGGUGAUGUCUCUACAAGGCGGUAACCUAGCUGAUCUGCGACGGAGUCAGCCCAAGGGAGUGUUCUCCCAGAGCACCAUGCUACGACUUAGUUUUCAGAUUCUUAAGUCCAUAAAAUCCAUACAUGAAGCUGGAUUCCUACACAGAGACAUUAAACCAGUAAGGAUAUUGUUUGUGCAAAUCAGGGCUUGAAAAAAACUAGAAUUCCAGCUGGUCCUUUGGGAAAGCAGCUGCCACAGUUUGCCUGCCCAGGGCCACGUCUUGCCUGGACCCUGCCCAUUGGGCAAGUGAGCUUUGAAAGUUACUUGCCGGGAACAAAUAUCUACUUGUACCGGACUGCUGGAUGGGACUUUUUUUAAAAAAAUAAUACACCUUGGCAACUAAAAAGAGAAUUACAUUAACUUACAGUGGAACCCCGUUAAUACGGUAACCAAUGGGUAAAAAUAAAUUGGCUGUAUUAUCCGGGCAGGCUCAAAUUAAUUUUUAUGACUUGAGGACCAUAAUAACAAAAUACACCAUACAUUGUGUUCACAUUUCUUGAACAACUGUUCUCAUCUAUAAACAACUGAAUAAAGAUAUCGAGUACAGUAAAAAACUACUUAAAAUUUUCCUUCAGUAAAUAAAACACUUUUAAACUUCACCUAUAAAAUCGCAACAAGAGCACUUUUUGUGUACUGCAGUCUAAAAACAGUUCAAAAACAGGCUCAGAGUACUGCAGGUCAGUAAAAUUGACAUGCCACAGGCAUUUUAAUUUUCUAUAUUUCAAACAAGUGGCUGUAUUUCCGGGGUGAAAUUAUAAGAGAUUCUGCUGUUUGGGAUUUUAAAAUGCGGCCAUUGGCCUUAUUAAUGGGUGCCCACGUUAACUGGGUGUUUUUUUAUAGAGAAACGUAUGGCUGUUUUGCCAGGCCGAAAAAAAGUGGCUGUAAUUUAUACUGAGGUGGCCGUAACGUUGGAUUCCACUGUACCUAGAACAGGAGAAGUAAUUACCUAGUGCUAACGGCAAUAGAAGAAUAAUUUAUUAUAGUGAACUAACUUGCAUUUACUUGGUUUAUUUGUUUGCAGUCCAAUUUUGCGAUGGGUACAACUCCAGAUAUGUGCCACUCAUGUUUUAUGUUGGACUUUGGCUUGGCAAGACAGUACGUCAAGAGUAGUGGAGAAGUUAGAGCAGUGAGUAAACUGUUAACAUCUCUUUAAGUUCUGUUCAAAUCUCCAGUAUCAAAGUGUUGCCUAGGUUGUUUUUUGUCUUUGGUGUCUUUCCAGUGAUCAUGUACAACUACUUUUACUUCCCUGAGCUCCCUUGUUAUUCCUGACGUAGUGAAAUUUUUCAUUUCUUUAAGGCAAGGAACUCAGCAGGUUUCCGAGGCACUGUGCGCUAUGCUUCAAUAAAUGCUCACGAGAAUAAGGUGUGUGUCACAUUCACUGCUGUUAUCAAUGAAGAACGAAAAAAGGUCUUUUAAUGAAUGCGUUGUUUUUUGUUCAUUGACAUACCCCAUCCCGAGCCAUCCUGAAAAAUAUGCAACACCUGUGAUCUUUGUUAGAAUUUAGUGAAAGGUAAAUUCAUACUUCCAAAAGGUUUAAACCCUAAAAAUAUGCAUAGCUGCAGAAGUCUCCAAGUGUUGUACUUGUUUGCAAAAGUAGCACAUAUAAAUUUGUUUCAGUUUGGUGUGUUUAUUUGUCAGGAAAUGGGACGACAAGAUGACCUGUGGUCAUUCUUUUACAUGAUGGCAGAGUUUGCCAUAGGGCAUCUUCCAUGGAGAAAAAUCAAGGAUAAGGUAUGUGUGCUUUCAAUAAAACUUGUCAGCUACUUCACCUGAAGAAGCUGACUGUGUUUUCCCCUAACUGACAGAAGUAAAACAGGGAAGGAUUCUUUCAAACAUUGUUGAUUCUGUUUGUUACCCUUCUCAAACCAGGGGUCUAUUGUCAAGUUUGAUUGUAACGACUUAAGUUGUUGAAAGUGUUGUGGUUUGAUCAUAUCCUUGGGUUAUAUUCCUCUGUUUUUAGGGUAGGGUAGUGUGUUAUGAUCAAUUUAAAACAGAAGAAAAUAAAUUAAGCCAAGGAUAAAACUGAACCACAACAAGUACAAAAUGACAUUGCCGAAAUUCAUCGAUUACCAUAACUUUCUGUGUUUUGGAAAAGGAACAAGUUGGCAAGAUGAAGAAGAGCUAUGACCAUCAGUUGUUUUUGAAAUCGCUGCCUACAGGCUUCAAACAGUUCCUGGAGCACAUUAGUAAGCUGAAAUAUGAAGAUAAGCCAGAUUAUAAGGUGGGGUUUGAUUUUUGUUUAGUUUAGCCCUUGAAGUCCCAAGAUCCACAUACAAAUUCUCCAGACUGAUCUCCACCUAUUUCUUUUAAGAAUAGUUAAGAGAAUUUGGUUUAAGAUCAAAGCGAUCUCUUUUUUGGUAAUCAAUUUGGUAAUUCUCAUAACCUUUACUCUUGAUGAUCUGCUGAUGUUGGUAGGAGAAAAUUGAUGUUGGUCUCUCUUGGGAGUUAAAGGGUUAGCCUGUUUACAAUACCCUUUGUGUUAUAUUGUUCUUCAUUGUUCAUUGUCAGGUUGCAGUAGAUUAUCAUCAAGUUUAUAAGCCAUUUCUGAGUUUGCAAAACUCUCACUUUCAAAAUGAGGCUAAGUGCAAAACCUUUCUUGUGAAAAUGAGUUUUAUUUUCUUAAGAAUUAAAAUUCAUUUUCAUAUCAGUGGCUUUGUACUUGGCCUCGCUUCGAAACAGAACCUUAGGGCAACUCAAAACUAUGGCCUAUUCCACUCUUUGUAGAUGUUGAUUUCAAUCAUUGAAAAAGCCAUUGCAAAAAAGGGAAUUAAAGAGAGUGAUCCAUUUGACUGGGAAAAGACUCCUGGCGAUGCCUCACAGGCAACCACGACCACAAGUACCCCACCCAUGGGACAGAUCUAUACCACACCGGUAGACAACAAGGCUGGCCUUCCAAACCUGCAUGGAUCGGAGAGAAUAUCCACUGUCGACAUGCUAGAGGCUGAUCCCAGUGAGCAUGGCAAUGAAGCAAAUAAGAAAGAGAAUGGAGUCAAGAAUGGGAAUGCUAAGAACAAGUUGGGCACAUCAGACAGAGGAGUAAUUCAGAAGAUCAGGGAGGUGUUGGACGCGGUGGAGAAGGAGAAUGGUCAUUUUUUGAAACCACAAAGUGUUUAUGGGCUUCAGAGGGCUGUCAAACAGGUAUGUGGAGCGGAAGAUUAUUUUCUUAUUUAGUUCGUUGGAAGAAAAAGUGAAUAAUUGUUAUUUUAAUGCUUAUCAUUGUGAUUGGCAAGAAUUCAGCGGUGUUGAACAUUGUGUUAGUUUAUUAAGCUUUGUUUUACCUUGCCAAAUGGAAUGGAAGAGCAGCUACAAUCUAUGCUAGACAUCAAUCUUUUUGCACUAAAAAGGGGACAAAGUCAAAAUUCUGUAGUCAAAAAUCGUAAAUUUCUUUUUGUAAAACGCUAAAAACGACAGCAUAAUACUUUUGAAAGUACUGUCAACUCUCCCUAAACAGACAUCUCUGUGAGACAGGCAGCUGGUGUUAGUAAAUUCCUUUUUGUAAAACACCUAUAUCAACUGCAUAAUGCAAUUGAAAGUACUGUAAACUCUCCCUUAACGGACAGUUCUCUGAGACAGACAGCUUGUGUUAGUCCUUGUCGUUUUUCAGGCAGUUAAUGGUGUUAGCGUGAGGUGUGACGUUAUGAAUUUAUUAACACGUCUGAAAUCAAAGGAUUUGUUGAUACAUAUCUUCCAAGAGAAAAAGACGACAAUGCCCCCUUUGUCUAAAAUCAGCGUGUCAAUGCAAAUUGGCGGUUAGAUAUUAACACUGUUAUGCUCUUAAAUGCGUGCACACAAAACCAUCUAAAUUUAACUUGAAUGGUGACGUCAUGAUCCAAGUUAAAUUUAGCAGGAUUUUUGAGGAGUCAUCAGAACAUAUCAGUGUCAAACUGCACGCAAUAGACCGUGCGAGGUCUAUUUUCUUUCUUCACAGCCACGCGUUGCGAGCGAAAAAGCUGAUAGUGUAAUUUGACGGUAAAAAGCAGAAGAGAUGAAAAGGGGUUAUUUUCUUUUUUUUUUGUUUUUGCUUUUUUCACUUGAGCUUCCGCCCUCGUUCCACGCGGGUCCCUGCUCGACCCUCACGCGUGUUCGCGAUCUACUAAAACUCGAAAGUCAAAUAAGGGGCUGCCCUUAAGGCUGCUCUCAAUCUAUGCACUCAAGCAUGCGUAGAUCGUCUUCCUCUUUCUAAUUAUCUCAACGGAUUGAAGAAUUUGACAAAUUAUAGAAAAAUUUUCGUUUUGGACCAAUUUAUCAGUCCUUAACGAAGGGCGUUUUUCUUUUUUGACAGGAAAAGCCGAUGAACGGAGAAAUAAAUAUGGAAACGCCGGCGAUGAUCUCGGCUAUUGUGCAGGAUGUUCAGAGAGCACAUCUCAAUAAAAAUAAUGAAAAACUGGACAAACCUGCCGACUACAACGCGAUCGACAUCAUACCAAUUCCACAGAUUCAAAUAAACAGUGAAAAAAAUGACAAUGAAGAUCGUUCAGACGAAAUUGUUCCUGACCCCCGUGGAAUGCAUUACCAGGAAACAGCAACAAACAAACCUUUCGUGGAGCUAGGGAUGGAGUUGGAAAAUGAAGACGAUGGUGGGCUUGAAAGUCCACAGCGAAUGACCCCACGUCAAGUAGGUAAUGGUGGAUCUGACUUCAGGAAAGAAGGAACUCCCUCUACGAUACCCGUAUCUAAGGAAUCUCCCUCACCGGGUGCCGGUGCCCCGGCUACCCCUAUUCCGCUCAUAAGGGAGCCUGCUUUAGCGGAUUCCAAUCCAGAAGCUGCGAAGGAGGACCCGGAAGAGGGAUUUGUGUCUCCUUGGUCACCGGGUGUCUUUGAUGACCAGCCUGUUGUAUACAUGCCCCCUCCUGUCGUAGAAACGGAGAACGAUGAGGAGCUAGAGGAACUCGCCAAUGUAGGUAGAACUGAGCGGCAACUGCCCAUGGGUAGUAGCCAUCAUUUGUCCGCCAUGUUUGAACAUCAUCAUCACCAUGACGACAUUAAGAAGCUCGUGCGCGACCUUCCGCUGGAUUCUGAACCCGUGAGACACAGCAGCGAUGAGAGGAAAACCCACGACGAAGUGAGCAGUCAUAAGCUGGACCACAAUUCGCGAGGGAACUCGCCCGAGCCCCCUCCCCAGGCGAAACCUCCUAGUCUGUUCCGUGUACCUUCAGUACUAGAACAAAUGGUAGAUGAACCACCUGCUGAGGAGGCUGGGAAGGCAAGACCUGGAGCACUCUUCCGGGUACCCUCAGUACUAGAACAGAUGAUGGAUGAAGAGCCUAUUGUCGCCAGAGACGACGAACCCCCAUUAACCCCCCCUGACGUGGAUGAAUACAAGCUCGAUUCUGCUGAAUUUGCUUCAGACAAGCAGGAGGGGACCAGGUCAACCCACUCACACCACGCCCUUCACGUUGCUGGCUCCCAUGCGAUGGGUGUCACCACGUGUCCGGAUAUUCAUCACAGUGAAGCAGAGUUUGUGUUAGGAGACACUGAAGGAGCACAUCUCGGGGAAGACGUGUCAUCCUUGUCUGAAGAUUCUGUUUGUGAGGACGUCGACUCCCCGAGGGAUGAAAAUAAUUAUACCGAGUUUUCUGUCGAUGAUAAUCCGGCCGAAACCAAUCAAGACCUUCCUUCGAAGAGCAAUGAAAGGUUAGAUGAGGCAAAACUGAAUAGCCCUUCCACAAAUGGUGAUCAAGAGAAUGAGGUAGUUUGUGAGGAGGAACGAGUCAGUAAGAUAUCAUCGCUGGAAGAGAAAGAGAGCGAAUCUGAUAAAAAUAAAGUAAAUGAGGACACGCGUAGAAAUAGUAUAUUUUAUAUUGGUAAUCAGAGUGAAGCCGACUCUGAAAAUAGCGAACCAUCAAGUCAGAGAGAACAGAAAGAAGACGAUAACUUCUACUCGGAAGGAAACCGUGAAAAUGUAGUUGAAAAUCAUAAUGAAACUGGAGAGAACGUAGGUGCAGCUAAGAGCGAGUUUGCGGAAGAGAGUCCUGUGAAAGGUGCGGUACAGGAUUUGCUGGCUGCAGAGCCCAGGAUACCGAGCCUAAACGAGCUCUUUGGAGGAGGAGGAGACAAAGACGAUGUUCAGCAAGAUGCAGCUGAGGACGUUUAUGACGACUACUGGGCGAUUGAACCCGACGAACCCGCGCAUCAUCAGGAGUUUGGUAACCUGGAUGAGGUCGAGGCUGAAUCUCAUCAUCGAGACUCGCUUCUAAGACCCAAACCUCCGCCGGGCAGAUCAGAACGGGGAUGUAUUUCAGCGAGGUAGGCGGUGAAAAAGGUUCGAUCUAGUGCGUUAACUUAAUAAGUAAAUACAUUUAAACAACUCCUGGGCUGCGUCAAAAGGUUAACUUUGACUUGGUCCAAGAAGUCCAAGUCAGAAUAAGACGGCUCUCUCGUUGUUAGGCGACUCAAGUGUUUGGUAAAAAGUGCGACUGCAAGUGAUAAAGUAGCAUCGCGCAAUGGAUCAGAGAAACGUCAAGUGUUGGCGCAAAGUACACCGCGAGGGGUGGGCGAGUAUAAAUGAGCUCUUUCCAUGAUCCCUUGCUCGAACCAAAAUCGCUCCAGUUGCCCUCGAUUACCAAUCUGCUAGAACGCGCCUGGCUACGAGGUAGAUAAGACGGCGUUCACACAGAGCCGAGAGAAAAUGAUGGAAAAUGUUUUUAGACAUGCGGCCAGAACAAGCAAAGUGUCCAUGACAAAACUAGUUGGUACCUUGAAUAGGGUAGUCAGCCUAUACUCUGAGCAACGCAAGUUAACCAUGACUGCAGUAACAGCGUUGUGGGUAGAUUGAGAAAACAUCCGACAUUUCGCGACGUCACCACUUGUUCUCCCGCGAAGUGACGUCGGAGAAAGGAGUGCAACAAUUCCAUACCGAUGACGUGACACUACCCAGAUGUGGAUGAUGCUUCUGAUUUGCUGAAAAUUUGCUUCAACCAAUCAGAAGCACUACCCAGAUCUGGGAAGUGAACGACACCAGUAUGGAAUUUCUGCGCUCGUUUCUCAGACGUCAUUUCGCGGGGAAACCAGUGUAGGCGUCUCGAAAUGUUGACUGUUUUCUCAGGCUACGUUGGGGGCCGAUUCUACUUUCCUAUCACUACACUUACUGACUUAGUAUCCCUGACGAUAGUUUUCUAUCAUUGUAAGGGCUUUGAGUUUUGUUGAAAGACAAACUACAGGAGGAAUUAAAUGAAUAUUUGUCUUGUCUUCUGUAGAUUACGCCGUUACAAGCCGAGCAAAUCUCGCCUGGAUUUCAUUCGUCCUUUGGUUGCCAUAAGCGACAAGCCUGUGGUAAUUUGAAACCUGAGAGUAAGUUGAAGGGCAUUGUACCAGUUAGUUUUCCCUUUAUUUUUCUCUUCCCUUCAAUUUUAUUUUCGCUCCGAAACUAAAAAGAAAGACCAUGGAUUCUUCUUAGAAAAAGGACGGUAAAAUUACGAAACCUGGAAAAUUUAAGCAGUGAUGCUUGCUGCGGUGGUAGCAUUGUGUAGUGCGAACCCCAGUACUCGCACAAAACGAUAAACAAAUGCGAAAAAAGUAAAAUACAAUAAACUGAAAAAAAAAAAGGAAAAUUUUCUAAGUUUGUCGUUUGUGGUGAUUCACGUUGAUCCGAGUCCUCUAUCAUAAAUCGUCUUAGAUAAAUAAGGGUUAGUUAUUUUCUAAUUUUACCAAACUAACAUUAACAUUUAUGGUUGCCUUUAAUUUCUAGAGAAUUUUGUUCAUUGGGUCAAAAUGCACAAAUGUACUCUUUCUGGAAGGAUCGAUGGUUUUUUUUCUCUGAACAAAAAUGUAAAUUUGAGAAUUUCGAUCAGUUGGUCGAUGGC
Messenger RNA from Porites lobata, 11141 nucleotides. Lineage: Eukaryota; Metazoa; Cnidaria; Anthozoa; Scleractinia; Poritidae. The record is from the annotation of a GenBank genome assembly.